GAUAUUUUGAAGUGUUCUCUUUUAUGGAAAAAUUUUUGAAGUGUUUUUAUGCAGAUAUUUGCGAUAGAAUUGUUAGAUAUUGCAUGUGAAAUGAGUUUUGGGUUAGUCCCACAUGGUCCUCUUUCUCUUUUAUGUGGUUAUCAUGUUAAUCUUUUAGCCAUAAAAAGUUUGGGAUUUGGUGGGUGCCAAGUUAAUGAUUUCUUUGUUAGAAGUUUGGUGUCGAAAGAAAAUAUAGUGUGAUUAAUUACUACAUUACUUAUAAAAGAAUUAAGCUUCAAAAGAUUAUUCAAAAAUAUACUAAUAAGGUUAAGCAUUCCUUUUUGGAGGGUAGAUUGGUUGGGGAGUGAAUUCUAAGCAAAGCAGAAAUAUCCUUUUCCAUUGAAUUAUUCUGGGUCAAAUUUAAAUUGCUUCCAACAGUUGGAUUCAACUCUUUUUUGCUUGCUUACCUAGUUUUGGCAUCUAUCAAUUAUCAUCAUCUUGUUGAAGGCAAAAAGAAAUAUAAGACUUGGCAAUUGGGUUUGGAUCGAACAACAUAUAGAAAUGGGAUGGGGAUGAUGACGAUGAUGAUGGUUUGGCGGAAUUGGAGAUGGAUAGAAGAAGUUGGUUAUGGAGAAGGAAAUCCUCAGACAAAAGUCCUGCUGAAACUGACAGUUCCGGGUCAUUCUCUUCCUAUUCUGAAAGGUUUACAGAUGAUCAAGUAUAUCCAACUCAUAAUCCUCAGUCACCAGAAGUUACUUCUAAAGCACUACCCGCUGCUGAAGAAAUUUAUGACGAUGUGAAGACUUUAACAGAGAAACUAUCGGCUGCUCUUCUGAACAUUAGUGUGAAAGAAGAUUUAGUAAAGCAACAUGCCAAAGUUGCAGAAGAAGCAGUCUCAGGCUGGGAGAAAGCUGAAACGGAAUUAUCGCUGCUGAAGCAACAACUUGAGGCUGUUAGAAAAAAGAACUCUGAACUUGAAAAUAGAGUUGGUCAUCUGGAUGCAGCACUUAAGGAAUGUAUGAGGCAGCUACGGCAAGCUAGAGAAGAGCAAGAGCAAAGGAUCAGUGAAGCUUUUUCCAGGAAAACUUCUGAAUGGGAAUUUAUGAAGUCUGAGCUAGAGAGAAAGCUUGACGAGCUCCAGGCUCAGCUUCAAACUGCUAAAAGUGAAGCUGCAGCAUCAGUGGAUUCUAAUCUUCAACAAAAACUUGAGGCUGCAGCGAAGGACAACACUUCUCUUAAACAGGAGCUCCUUUCUCAAGCUGAGGAGUUGGAAAUUAGGAUUAUGGAACAAGACCUGAGCACACAAGCAGCUGAAACAGCUAGCAAACAACACCUGGAAAGCAUAACGAAGAUUGCAAAGCUUGAAGCUGAGUGUCGUAGGCUAAAAGCCAUUGCUCAUAAAUAUUCCCUUGCCAAUGAUCAUAAAUCCAUGACAGCCUCAUUAAUUUGUGCUGAUUCUUUAACAGAUAGCCAGUCUGAUAGUGGGGAGAGACAGCUGUUGGCUGAAAGUGAUGCACACAAGAUUAGUGCGUUGGAGAUAAAGGAAUGUGAGCCAAGUUCUUCUGACUCAUGGGCAUCUGCUCUUAUCUCUGAAUUUGAUCAAUUCAAAAAUCAUAAGACUAUUGGAAGAAACCUCAUGGUCUGUUCUGUAGAAAUUGGUCUCAUGGAUGAUUUUCUAGAAAUGGAAAGACUUGCUGCUUUGCCUGAUACAGAAAGUGGAAGUUCAUACCUUGAGGUUGGAUCCUUAUCAGACCAAGCUAAUAGUCGUGAGAGCCCAUGGAAAGCUGAACAUAGAGCCAUGAUUCACAGAACUGCAGAAUUGGAUGAGAGGUUAGAGAAAUUAGAAGAAGAAAAAGUUGAAAUACAAAAGGCUUUGACAAAGUGCCAGAAGCAGCUUAAGAUGUCUCAAAGUCAGCUAAAGGAAGCAGAUGUAGAUCUGCACUCUCAAUUAGCUCUUGCUAGCAAACUGAAGGGAGUGACAAAGGAAGAGAUGAAGAGUGUCAAAUCAAAGAGAGAAGUAGCAGAGUCUCGACUUCUUAUUGCUGAAGCUGAAAACCAAAGUUUGCUUUGUAAAGUUGGUUUAUUAGUUGCAGAGGCUGAGAAAGAGCGUGCUUCAUCAGCAGAGGCUUUAGCCAAGUGUCAGAAAUUGGAGGACGAGCUUGCAAAAAGGAAAAGUGAAGCUGAAAUUCAGCAUGAGGCUCAGGUCAAGCAUGAUGCAAGUAUUAAUGAAUUAUUGAAGAUAAAGCAGGAGAAAGAGCUAGCAGUUGCUGCAAGUAAAUUUGCCGAGUGCCAGGAAACAAUCUCAUCUCUCGGUAGUAAAUUAAAAUCUCUUGCUACAUUGGAAGACUUUCUGGUUGACUCAGAGAAUUCCUUAGAUAUCAGUGGCCAAGGACUGAAGCACCUUAUAAAUGGUGGUGAACAAUGGAGACUACAUUCUGGUGAUAAAUAUAUUCAUGUAGAUUCCUGACCUUUGAAAAUAAAUUAUUUGGCAAUGACAAGGAGUUCUGAUUCUCACAAGAUUCUACCAAUUUGUAUGAGAGGUCAAAGUGGGAUCCGAAUUAGUGAAGAUAAAAUGAGAAUUAAAGGAAACAACUAGCGUAGUGUUCUACACUGAAAGGCAAGUGCAUCCCCGCAACUUGUAAAAGGGGAUGAAAGGAAAAUGAGGAUAUUGUCAUUUGAAUCUGCAGCUUUAUCUAUAUACAUAGCUCCUCUUUGGCCAAUAGACUGUAGAGUAUAGACGGUCACUCCACCCAAAUAAAGCAAAAGGAAAAAGAUUACAAAUGAUAUUCAACAAGCUUCCUGUAUUGUUUAUAAGAUAUUUUAAAGAGUAUAGAGAUCUCCCCACAAAAAAAAAAAUAAAGGAAAAAGAAACAAGGAUUGCAGAUGAUAUUCAACAGCUUGCUGUGUUGUUUAUAAGGUAUAAUCAAUGUUUCUUGCCAGAUUC
Molecule: messenger RNA, 2923 nt
Organism: Ricinus communis (castor bean)
Lineage: Eukaryota; Viridiplantae; Streptophyta; Magnoliopsida; Malpighiales; Euphorbiaceae
Product: filament-like plant protein
Exons: 4
Coding region: 587-2446 (619 amino acids)
Source: RefSeq, a predicted model, not a curated record